AUGAAGCCUCACACUUACCAGUUCCUCGUCGGUGUGUUCGCCUCGGUGGGCUCCAUCUUGUACGGAUACGAUCUUGGUGUCAUUGCCGGCGUCGUCGGGAGUUCUAACUACGGCGAGCUCUUCCACGCCAACACAGCACAGAAUGGAGCCGUCGUUUCGCUGUUUACUGGGGGCGCCUUCUUCGGAGCUGGUUUCGCGGGACCGGUCGGUGAUUACUUGGGUCGACGGUUGACCAUCAUGCUUGGUGCUAUCUUCUUCCUUAUAGGUGGCGCUAUCCAGACCGGAGCCCAAUCACUUUCUUUCCUAUACGGAGGAAGGGCUGUUGCGGGAUUCGGUGUUGGAAUAUUGACUAUGAUCAUCCGUAAGCAUGUGAAUUUCCCGAGUCCUGUGUACCAGAGUGAGAUCGCUCACCCGUCGAUUCGAGGACGAGUCACCGGUCUACAACAGUUCAUGCUGGGGAUCGGUGCCUUGGUAGCUGGUUGGGUAUCGUGGGGAUGCUACGUGAACCUGUCGAACUCAGGCCAGUGGCGCAUACCCUUGGGCAUCCAGAAUAUCCCAGCUGUCAUACUCGCCACUCUCAUCUUGCUGUUCCCCGAAAGUCCACGGUGGCUUAUAGACCACGGCCGAAGCGACGAGGGGCUCGCGACACUGGCCAAGCUGCAUUCGAAUGGAGAUACUUCAGACCCGUGGGUGCAGGCCGAGUUUGCUCAGAUCCAGGAAUCGAUUACGUUCGAACAUGAGCAUGAGGCCAAGAGCUACAAGGAGCUCUUCACCAACAAGUCCGCCUUCCGUCGCCUCUUCCUCGCCUGCGCUAUUCAGGCUUCCGUCCAGAUGACCGGUGUCUCGGCUAUCCAGUACUUUUCAGUCCCUAUCUUUGCGAAAAUCGGGAUCUCGGCCGACAAUGCCCUCAAGUACCAGGCAAUCAACGCUAUCCUGGCUCUCAUCGCACAGGCGUGUUGUAUGCUCUUCAUUGACAAAUUUGGGCGACGGCCGACCUUGAUUACCGGCAACCUGGUGAACUGCCUCAUGUUUAUCAUCGCAACCAUUCUUCUUUCUCUGUUCCCACCCGAGUCCAACUCAGGGGGCACUGCUGGAUGGGGAUUCAUCAUUAUCACCUGGCUCUACAACAUCUCGUUCUCGUUCGCCUGCGGUCCAUUAUCUUGGAUCAUUCCCGCCGAGAUCUUCGACACUCACACUCGCAGCAAGGGCGUGUCAAUAGCGACUAUGACCAGCUAUGCCUUCAACACGAUGAUUGGGCAGGUCACCGACAUCGCCAUCGAGGCUGUCGGGUGGAAAUACUUCUUGCUGUUCGUCGUUUGCAACUUCACAAACGCUAUCUUUUUCUACCUGGUCUUGCCCGAGACGAAGAAACUGCCGCUCGAGGAGAUGAACUACCUCUUCACCCAUGCUCCAUGGCUCGUUCCCGGCUCCGACAAGUCAACGUACAGAGCCGACAUGGCGGCCGAUAUCGAAAGGCGCGCUGCAGACAUGCGGGAGAAGAGAGAGGCAUAG
Molecule: messenger RNA, 1512 nt
Organism: Anthostomella pinea
Lineage: Eukaryota; Fungi; Ascomycota; Sordariomycetes; Xylariales; Xylariaceae
Source: the annotation of a GenBank genome assembly